Molecule: messenger RNA, 282 nt
Organism: Verticillium alfalfae VaMs.102
Lineage: Eukaryota; Fungi; Ascomycota; Sordariomycetes; Glomerellales; Plectosphaerellaceae
Exons: 1
Source: RefSeq, a predicted model, not a curated record
GGCGGGCCAGCCCGUCGGCCUCCGAACGGGCUGCUCAUCUUCCAGGACCUGCGCUUCGUCGGCUUCUGGCUGAGCAGGUGGAACGACCGCGACGUCCAGGGCCGCCGCUUCGCCGUCGAGGACCUGCUCGGCAUGAUCCGCGAGGGCCGCUUCAAGGACGUGCCCGUCGACGAGGUCCCCUGGAGCUGGGACACUAAGGAGGACGCCCUCAAGGACGCCGUCGCCGGCACGCUGUCUGGCUACAGGAAGGGCAAGGGCGUUUUCGUCUUUAGCGAGACGUAG